Molecule: messenger RNA, 1850 nt
Organism: Amaranthus tricolor (Joseph's coat)
Lineage: Eukaryota; Viridiplantae; Streptophyta; Magnoliopsida; Caryophyllales; Amaranthaceae
Product: probable prolyl 4-hydroxylase 6
Exons: 8
Coding region: 295-1233 (312 amino acids)
Biological process (GO): peptidyl-proline hydroxylation to 4-hydroxy-L-proline
Cellular component (GO): endoplasmic reticulum
Molecular function (GO): iron ion binding; procollagen-proline 4-dioxygenase activity; L-ascorbic acid binding
Source: RefSeq, a predicted model, not a curated record
AAAAAAGACAAAAAUAUGGUGUAAUUUAAAAAAAAAAUUAUAAAAAAGAUAAAAAUGUAAUUUAAAUGUUUGAUCAAAUAAAUUUGAUGACACAUCCUCUUGGAACGAGACAAAAACAGUUACAGACCCUUCAAAUAAUUUCUACGUUUCCCUCACAUUUCACAUUUUUUUUCUCAAUUCCGAAAGGUCCCCAUCAAUUCAUGAUAUCCGUAGAACAAGAUGACCACCAUUUACUCUUUCUACUCCCCUAUACAGCCUACCACUGAUUCCUUGGUGAGCUAAUGAACAAAACUUAUGGAAUUCCAAUCAUUCAUAUCAUAUUCUCUUUAUGUAAUGUUGCUUUUUUUCCACCCCUCUCAUGGCGGAUGGUUUAGCAACAAGCAUGAAUCAGUAUUAAAAUUGAAGAGUGAGAUUGUUAGUCCUCUUGGGCUUGAUCCUACUCGUGUCACUCGACUUUCAUGGCAUCCCAGGGCAUUUAUAUACAGGGGAUUUUUAACCCAUGAAGAGUGUGAUCAUCUUAUACAAUUGGCAAAGGAUAAAUUGGAGAAAUCAAUGGUGGCUGAUAAUGAUUCUGGUGAGAGUGUAGCCAGUGAAGUCCGGACUAGUUCUGGCAUGUUUAUUGACAAACAUAAGGAUGAUAUUGUUGCGAGAAUUGAGACAAAAAUUGCUGCCUGGACUUUCCUUCCUGAAGAGAACGGGGAGGACUUGCAGGUUCUUCGAUAUGAGCUUGGUGAAAAAUAUGAACCUCACUUAGAUUACUUUGUUGACAAAGCUAAUCAGGAACAAGGUGGCCACAGAAUUGCCACAGUUCUUAUGUACCUGUCUAAUGUUGAUAAGGGUGGAGAAACUGUCUUUCCACUUCUUGAGGGAAAAUUGCAACAACCCAAAGAUGAUAGCUGGUCUGAUUGUGCUAAAGGUGUCUACGCAGUGAAACCCAGUAAGGGUGAUGCUUUGCUGUUUUUCAGUCUUCUCCCUAAUGCAACUACUGAUCCACUCAGCUUGCAUGGUAGCUGCCCUGUUAUUCAGGGUGAAAAAUGGUCUGCAACAAAGUGGAUUCGUGUUCGGUCUUUUGAAACAUCCAAUGAGGAAGAUGCAUCGUCUGGAGAAUGUGUGGAUAAAAAUGUGUUUUGCUCUUCGUGGGAACGAGAUGGUGAGUGCGAGAAGAACCCUGAGUAUAUGGUUGGCGACAUUAUAAGAAAGGGAGAUUGCAGAAAGAGUUGCAAUGUUUGCUGAGCUUCUUCAAAUGUGGUUCAAUUUUGUUUUUCUAAAGGUAUUUUCUUACGUCCUACGUAGCCGAAAAUAAGCGAAUAAGUACUCGUUCGACUGGAGUUCUGAAAGAGAUACCCUCUAAGGAUAAUCGUGACGUCCAUUUCUGAAUAAAUAUCGUUAUGAUUGGUAAAAAUAACAUUUAAUAUCUUUUGCGGUCUAUGUGCUGGAAAAUAGGCGAAUAUGUACUUGUUUUGACUAAAUUUUCGAAGGAGUUACCCAAUAAGGGUAAUCACGACAUCUAUUUUUGUAAAAAUAUCAUUAUGAUGGGUAAAAACGAAGUUUAAGUGCUAAAACACAAAGGUAGCAUUGGUAAUUAGGGAAGUCAAAGUUGAUUAGGGAUGGUCAACAAAAGUCAAAGGUAAUUAGUAAUGGUCAACGGUUAUUCAUGUUGGUUAAAGGUCAUUUGAGUUGGUCAACAGUCAUUUGACUUCAAUGAUGUAAACUUUGAUUAGAUACUUUAGCGGCUGUAAUUCGCAAAAUAUAAACUUUGAGGUUGUAAUUAGCAAAAGUUCAAAACUUAAAGACUGUAAUUUGUAAAUUAUUCUAAAAGUAAAUAUACCUUACCUUUCAUUUCGAACAAA